CGUUGAGCGUCCGUUUACAGUGCACAGUUCGAUUUGUUUUGGUUUAUGCAGACUGCGCUUUGUCACGGGGAGCCAAGGUCCACCGCGGUACUUAAACCUGGUCGUUACAAAGCUUUGACUCGCUGCCAAACCCCCGAACAACUCCUCCUCCAAGUUCUGCGUUUCGCCUCCCCCUUUUAGGGCCGCCGCCUGCCUCGUAGCUCUGUUAUCGGACCCCAGAAGCUGGCCUGCUAGUUAGCAAACAAGCUAACGAUUGCCAGGUUUCACCCAUGUCCUCUGAAGAAGCGUUGAGCUCAACGAUCACGGAUUGGCUUUUCAUCAAUUCCUGGUGGCUCCUUCUGCCAUUUAUCAUGCUUCUUGUAGUUGCAGCCUUCAUCGUUGCCUUUGUGUUGCUGUUAUACAUGAUAUCGCCUCUUAUUAGUCCCAAACCCCUGAAAUUGAACGGGGCCCACGUCGUGGUGACAGGAGGCUCAAGCGGGAUUGGGAAAUGCAUUGCAAUUGAGUGCUACAGGCAAGGAGCAUUCAUCACUCUGGUGGCGCGGGAUGAGGCUAAAUUGCUUCAAGCGAAGAAGGAGGUAGAGAAAUUUGCCAUCAAUGACAAACAGGUGGUGCUCUGCAUAUCUGUGGAUGUUUCCAGUGAUUACAGCCAGGUGGAAAGUGUGAUAAAACAGGCUCAAGAGAAAUUGGGGCCUGUUGACAUGUUAGUGAACUGUGCUGGAUCAUCCGUUUCUGGAAAGUUCGAGGAUGUGGAAGUGGACCGUUUUAAAAAACUGAUGGAAGUGAACUACCUGGGCAGCGUUUACCCGACACGGGCUGUCAUAACCACCAUGAAGGAGCGAAGAAUGGGCCGAAUCAUGUUCGUGUCCUCACAGGCAGGCCAGAUCGGACUGUUUGGGUACACUGCCUACUCCCCGUCCAAGUUUGCCCUGCGUGGCUUAGCAGAGUCUCUACAGAUGGAGAUAAAGCCAUACAAUAUCUAUGUGACUGUGGCCUACCCCCCUGACACUGACACUCCAGGACUGGCUGAGGAAAACAAGACAAAGCCUCUAGAGACCAAAUUAAUCUCUGAAACCUCCGGAGUUUGCCAACCAGAACAGGUGGCCAAAAUCAUUGUUCGGGAUGCAGUGCAAGGAAACUUCAACAGCUCUGUUGGACCUGACGGGUACAUGCUCUCAGCUCUCACCUGUGGAAUGUCACCUGUGACCUCCAUCACAGAAGGCCUUCAGCAGAUUGUUACCAUGGGAUUAUUUCGGACCAUCGCCCUCUUCUACCUGGGGAGUUUUGACAGCAUUGUGCGCCGCUGCAUGAUUCAGAGGGAGCAGUCGAAAGCAGCCGAUAAGAGGGAGUAACAGCAGCCUUACCUUUGUCACAGCCCGAUGCCCAUUCUCAUCCUCCCCAACACACCCCCAUCCCCUCCCCUCCCUUCCCUUCGUCCAGCUGUACAAGUGCACAACCAUAGGUGGGGAAAAGGCCAAGCUUUGAGCGCAUUUCUGAUAUCAACAGAUGGGAUGAAAGGAAGCGGCAGAUGUUUACUCUUCGCUUAUCCAGUUAUGUAACUCCUCCAUAGAUUUCACAGUCAUGUUGAUUUUUCUAUCCCCUCAGAGCACUCCAGUGACUUUUCAGUUUCAUGUGUCCACCUGCUUCUUUUUUGGGGAGCAGCCUUACUUCAAGGGAAUGAGGGCAGACUAAACAUCCCACAGCCUGGCUUUAAAGUAGGUAGGCUAUGUGAACCACAGACUAGAUAUCAGUUCUCCUUACCUCUGCUUGCACAGAGCUGUUUUUUUCCCCACACAAACAGGAAAAGUGACGGAUAGCUUGUCUGACCGGUUGUGCCAAAUAUGGCUUUGAUAUUCCCUCCCACCAGGGGCUAUAGUGAAAACCAGAAUGGUAACUCUCAGCAGUCAUUUUGUUUCAAAAGUAGGUCCACCUUGUAGGAAUUUCACUGUUUUCAUCCAAUAAGAUCCUUCCUUCUCCUCCUUUUCAUACCACAAGUCUUUGCAGGCAAAGCACCUUCCCUUUUGACUGAAUAACCUCUGUGUUUGUGACCCUCAGUGUAUUGUUUGUUUUGUUUUGUGCUCUGUGUGAACAAAGUGUGGAUGUGAGACAAGAGUAUCAGUGAUAUCAGAGAGAGAGAGAGGGAGCAUGUGUGAUGUUGUUUUUUAAAAUUUACUAAUGCAAAAACAUAAUUUCCAGAAAAUAAUAAUAUUGAGACAUUAUUGACAGUGUUUGGGGAAAUAUUUUCGGGUGAACGGUGUGCCUGGAUGAUGUGUGUAUUUUGUGUUUGCUGUGACUGAGCCAAACCCCUGGGGAGAGAAAAGCCAUUAGAUUUUAGCGUCUCGGGAAUAAACACACCAAAUUAUUUCUCAGCAUCCCUUUUUUUUCAUUGAGAAAGGAACGCAGGUACUAUGGGUUUAAGCCAUUAAAUCAAAAGAUGGAGGGAGGGGGGGGAAGAGCAGCACAGGUAGUUUCACUUUUCACCUGUGAAUAUGACCAAGAUCAAUACACUUUUUUUUUUCAUUAAAUGUGUGAAAGGAAGCGUAUCGCUUAUACAUGCAGUUUUAUGUGUCGGUGCACAUAUUCAGCCACCCCAGCCAGUUGAGAUCCAAGUGGGAUCCAUCAUUUGUUGGGGCGGUUUAAGUCAGGGCAGGGCAAGACUCGCUGGUUCGAGUCAUGUCCCUGUAGGUCUAGUGAGGGCGCUAGAGAUUUGUUUUACAUAAAGGCCAAAAUAAUAGAGGGACUAGAGUGGUAGUGUGAUCUUUGUCCCUCUGAUUUUGACCUGCUGUCACCCUGUCGUGCACAGUUGGGACACUGCAGUUCCCUAAAUGACAAUAUCGAUUCCCUCCUUGUAUUUACCACGUGUUUUCCACAUGUUUCGCUUAUAGGAGGAAAAAAGUACAGUGUCGACUCUUGCAAGUCUUCCUUUGGUCCAUCACAAACGGGGAGAAUGUACUUCAAUACAAAGCGUACAAAUCAGAGCAUAUUUUUUUUUAAAUACACCAAUAUUUGAAUGCCAAAAUGUGUUAAGACAAUUUCUGUAGAUGCAAUGCAUUUAUUUGAGAUUUUUUUCGAUGUUGCUGCUCCGUUGAUCUUAGUUAGUUAAAUCUGUGGAGCAGUGUGGGGACCCAUUCUAAGCCUUAAGACAUGACUACUGAUGAAGCUAAUGCUAAAAGAAUGGACCUGUCCACAGAGAAAUGUGGCUUAUACCCACGUGUGGUUUACCAGUUAAUUUAGUGCUUAAUCUUUAAUAAUUUUCAGUGUAAAAUGCCAACUGUUUUAUUUGUGUAUUUUGUCGAUUUCCAGUCUUUGUAUGAAAAAACCAGCCUUAAAGAAAUCCAAGUUAUGAAAGUGAGAAUGGAUGACUCACGUUUGAUGAUGUUCUCAUUUGAAAUUGGUUAAAGGCAUACUGUCCUGCACUCAAGAGCUUUUCAUUAUUGUACAUUUAUUGCUUUCAAAGUUCUCUUUUACCUUGAGGUAGCAACACAUGGUUGAUAGAACAUGUAGCCCAUAUAAAAGCAGUUUUGUUUUACCCUUUUAAGCUAUGCAAAUUAAGCCUAUGCUUACAAUAUGUUUGAACAUACAGUCGAGAUUUAAAUUCUGUAACGGCCAGGCUAGUUUCCCCUUAUUUAAUGGUGUCAUCAUCGGAUAAUUAAUCUGCGUUUUUAGGUAUUGAACAUGAAAGUCAUAAUUCACUCUUUUGUUUCAUUCUUGUUUCUUGCUUUAGACUUUUUUUCUGCCAAAAAACUUAACACCUUCACCUUGUGUGCCAUUGAAAGAAAAUGUGAGAAGUGGAACGUUUCUUUGUCUUAUUUUCUUACAUAAUAAACUCAAUAAAUACCU
Plectropomus leopardus (leopard coralgrouper) is the source of this 3837-nucleotide messenger RNA. It is a transcript of the gene kdsr, whose product is annotated as 3-ketodihydrosphingosine reductase. Gene Ontology annotation, molecular function: 3-dehydrosphinganine reductase activity. Lineage: Eukaryota; Metazoa; Chordata; Actinopteri; Perciformes; Serranidae. The record is from RefSeq and is a predicted model, not a curated record. Gene Ontology annotation, cellular component: endoplasmic reticulum membrane. Gene Ontology annotation, biological process: sphingolipid biosynthetic process.